AUGAGUGCAACAACAGUCAAGAAAAUCGCCAUCAUCGCAACCAGCACCCGCACGCCGCGCGUCGGUCCCAGCGUAGCAGCAUGGGUGCAUGACGUGCUCCAGCAGAACAAGGACAAGAACAAUAACGACAACAAUUCUACAAUCGAGCUCCACCAGCUCUCCGUCGCAGACUUCAACCUGCCCGUGUUCGACGAGCCCGUGCUCCCGGCCAACGUACCUUCCAGAGCGAGUUUCACGCACGAACACUCCAAGCGCUGGAGCAGCGCCAUCGCGCAGCAUGACGGGUACGUCCUCGUGAUCCCCGAAUACAACUACGGCGUGGCGGGCGGGACCAAGAACGCGAUCGACUACCUGUACAACGAGUGGAUUGGCAAGCCCGUGCUGGUGGUCAGCUACGGCGUGCAGGGCGGGAAGGGCGCCUCGCGCCAGCUGAGCGAGAUCCUGGAGGGGAUGAAGUUGAAGGUUGUGCCGACGAGGCCAAACUUGGCGUUUAAGGGCGGGCUGGGCCCGGAUGCGUUUGCGGCCAUGAAUGAGGGCAGAUUGGGUGAGGAGACGAAAGCCGAGUGGGAGGCGGGUGAUGCCAAAGAGCAGGUUUUGCGCGGGUUUGCAGAGUUGAGGGAGUUGCUGUAA
Messenger RNA from Rasamsonia emersonii CBS 393.64, 630 nucleotides. RefSeq lists its product as uncharacterized. Bases 1 to 630 code for a protein of 209 amino acids. Gene Ontology annotation, molecular function: oxidoreductase activity; FMN binding. Gene Ontology annotation, cellular component: cytosol. The record is from RefSeq and is a predicted model, not a curated record. The transcript has a single exon. Lineage: Eukaryota; Fungi; Ascomycota; Eurotiomycetes; Eurotiales; Trichocomaceae.